AUGGCAUCCUCGUCGCACAACCCGUACCCUCGAUCGCCGAACCCUUCAACAAGAUCCUACGACUCGUCCUCAGUCUCGUCUGCCACUUCGCCGCAUCCGAACACGCAGUACCUCGGAGGGCUCAUGAGCACGAGUGCUCGUCCCGGCGCGGCGCCUCCUCCACAGCCAAUUGGGAUCCCGCCGCUUCCUCCUCUCCAUCAGGCUCCCUUCCAGCCCUAUACGCCAGUCACUGCGGGCUCCAUGAUGGGCCGUGAAUCUCUUCCGCCCAGCGACCCUAUGUCCAGCGCGUCCGGGACCCCCGGGGCGCAGGCAUCUAGUCAGGCGCAAAAGCGAGCUUACCGCCAACGGCGGAAGGAUCCCAGCUGCGACGCAUGCCGAGAGCGAAAGGUCAAGUGCGAUGCUACCGAGACAUCAAGCUGUUCAGAAUGUUCGAGUCGCAACAUGAAGUGCCAGUUUACCAAGGAAACGAACAGGCGAAUGUCGUCGAUCAAGCAGGUACAGGACCUCGAGAAACAGGUGGACAGAGUUCGCCGCGAAAAUGCGAACCUCAGGCGCCUCCUGCAAGAAAGGCACGGUCAGCUGGACGUGGACACAGAGGGGGCAGAGUUGCAGUCGCUGAAGCUCCCCGACAUUGCAUCGGCACCGAAGCGCAAACCGCGGCCUGAACCCGUCUACCACCAGGAGCGGACGAGAGCGAACCUGCAGACUUACGCAAAGGGCAUCUGGAAGCCACCACCUCAAUAUCGUCGAAAUACCCCGACGGCAAGCAGCGAUAUCACGCGACCAAGUCUCCCACCCCAUGCAAUCACCGAGCAGCUGCUACGCACAUAUCAUGCUACUCUUCACACCAUGUUCCCCAUCAUUCACUGGCCCUCCUUUCAAGAGAAGAUUGGGGAGCUGUACCAACAAGGAAAUACCCACAAUGCUCCUCCUCAGUUCUUGGCGAUGUUCUUUGCUGUGAUGGCCCUCGGUUGUCUUUUCACCACCGAGCCGUAUACUGUUCGAUCGAAUCGAGCGGCAGAUCUUAUGGACGUUUCUCGCGGACUGAUCGAUCCUUGGAGCGACGAGCACACACUGGACGAUGCACGCACUCUCGUCUUGGUCGCAAUCUGCCUGAACGAGCUCAACCUCAAGACAGCCUCCUGGACCUGGCUAGGAACGGCUGUGCGAGUCGCUCAAGAGCUCCUCUUGUACACUGAAGAUGGGAUUUGGCCCUUUGUGGAAGGGGAAAUGCGCCGGAGGACUUGGUGGGCCAUCUACAUCAUGGAUCGGAACCUAGCAAGCGAACUCGGGCGGCCGACCCUGAUCGACGACGGGGAUUGUGACGUCCAGUUGCCCCUGGGCUUUGACGAUCAAUACCUCCAAGACGCAGGCCCUCAUGUGCCCCCUGGCGCCGAGCCGCUGAUGCAUUCCCUCCUAGCAAUGAUCCACGUUUCACGAUGCCUCGACCCUCUAAUGAAAGUUCUCGAAGCACCCGCCAUUGUCUCAACCCGCCUGGCCACCUUUGAGCUCUACUUCAGCUCAUGCCUCCGCACCUUCCCGCCCGCCUGCGACCCCUCGAGUGCCGUGUCGCUGUCUCCGCUGCUCCUGAACCCGCUCGUGCAUCUUUUGCACGCCAGACUCAUCCUCCAUCGUCGAAACAUUGCUCCCCAAACUGAACACGAGGUACCCGCGCCAGCCCGGGCCGCAGCACUGCAAGAAUGCACAAGCCUUGCCCGCGAUACCGCAGGAUUCGUGGCUCGGUGCGACCCUCCGCAGCUAGCAGAAGGGGCGAUGGCGCUGACCGUGACGCAUAUCCUCCGCUGUGCUCUCUUCCUCCUGAUAUCGGCCGAGUGGGAACCGGCAAUCACAUGUGUCCGCGCGCUGGCGACUUGUGGCGAGGCGCGAGAGGUGGCGCUCCCGUGCGGCAGGUUUCUGGCCUUUUUCGUGUCCGUCCUGUCGGGCCGCUGGCAGAGGUUUAUCGAGGACAUGCAACACUCCUCGGGACACCCUCAGGGCCGCCUGCCGGAGCCUAACCAGGUCUAUCGAAACAUGGCGGUCGAAUGGCUCUACGGCGACGAAGAGCUGAUUGCGUAUCUCAGUUUCGAUCUGCAGACACACCCCACCGCCGCGUGGAUCUGGGCUGGCGACACCCCGAUGAGCCAGCCGCAACAACCUAUCCAAGGCGGAUCGGGCCCGGCGGCGGAACCCUCUAGCAGCCUGAGCAUAGAGAACCGGAUAGGGUUGACAGAGUCCGAGUGCCGAGACUGGGCGGGCUGGGAGCGGCUCGUGGACGAUGUGCACAAAUUGGCGACCGCGGCGGGAUCUUUGGGUGUUUCGAACCCCGCAGACGCCAGUCCGGUUAGAAGGCCUGGGGCCGGCCCGAGCCCGAGCACCACCGCGACCGACCGAGACAUUACCAUGGGCGGCUACGGAGCAGGACCUAGUGCUGGAGCCGAACGAAGUGCCAGCGGAGGAGGGCAUGGGAGCUCUGGGAAGAGCAAAAGUCAGGAGAGGAUCAGCAUCGCCAAUAUCAUAUGA
Molecule: messenger RNA, 2520 nt
Organism: Thyridium curvatum
Lineage: Eukaryota; Fungi; Ascomycota; Sordariomycetes; Thyridiales; Thyridiaceae
Exons: 1
Coding region: 1-2520 (839 amino acids)
Biological process (GO): regulation of DNA-templated transcription; DNA-templated transcription
Molecular function (GO): DNA binding; DNA-binding transcription factor activity, RNA polymerase II-specific; zinc ion binding
Source: RefSeq, a predicted model, not a curated record